Molecule: messenger RNA, 1260 nt
Organism: Myotis daubentonii (Daubenton's bat)
Lineage: Eukaryota; Metazoa; Chordata; Mammalia; Chiroptera; Vespertilionidae
Gene: CDC42EP5
Product: CDC42 effector protein 5
Biological process (GO): regulation of cell shape; positive regulation of pseudopodium assembly; positive regulation of actin filament polymerization
Cellular component (GO): cytoplasm; cytoskeleton; plasma membrane
Molecular function (GO): small GTPase binding
Source: RefSeq, a predicted model, not a curated record
CACACACACACACACACACACUCUCCAGCAGCUGCAAUCUGGAAGAAAUUACUGGCCCCACAGCCAGACUUCCCCAGUUUCAGGAAAUUCCAGGCUGCGCGGGGGGGAGGGGCCGGGCCGGGGGCGCGCCCCGCGCAUCCCCCACCCCCUCCGCGUGUCCUCCGCGCACACCCAGGCCCGGCCCCCUCCCGCCCCCACACUCAGCCCCGAGGGGCCUCCGCGUCUCCACCGCCUCUUUCUAGUCCUUUAAAUCCUAGAGGCAAACUUGGGGGGGGGGGCGGGGGGGCGAUCAGGAAGGCUGGGCGGGGCCUGCGCCUUAACCCUGUGCGCCCCAGGCGGACGCAGCUGGACUGGGCGGCCACUCGCGCCCGUUUGGGCUCCGACCAUGGCCCCCGAGAGGGGCUGACCCUUCCGCCCGGGUGCAGGUGAGGCCCGGCCCGGAGGAAGGAGGAAGAAGGCGCGGGCCCGGGACCCAGAGGCCGAGGCGGGCUCCGAACCCCGGACGGGGCGUCCCAGCCUGAGCCGAGCCCGAGCGCGCCGGACCCGCCCGGCGAGGACCACGAGAAAGGAAACAGAGAGAUUCCCGUCACGGAUCCCAAGACCUGCAGCUGGCAAAGGGUGGGGCCUCGGUUCAAAUAGAGGCUUCGUCACAACCGACGGUUAGCACAAAGGCCGAGGUCAUCACAGGCCCUCCCAGAGGUCUCAUAACAGCAGCCCGGCUGCAGGAUGUGGGCAAAGAUGCCGGUGCUGAAGCAGCUGGGCCCCGCGCAGCCCAAGAAGCGGCCGGAGCGCGGCGCCCUCUCCAUCUCCGCGCCGCUCGGCGACUUCCGGCACACGCUGCACGUGGGGCGCGGGGGCGACGCCUUCGGGGACACCUCGUUCCUGAGUCGCCACGGCGGGGGGCCGCCCCCCGAGCCCCGCGCGCCUCCCGCGGGGGCCCCGCGCUCCGCGCCGCCGCCCGCCGUGCCCCAGCCCCCGCCGCCCGCCCUCCGAGCGCCCGCGCCCGCCGACCCGCUGCUGUCCUUCCACCUGGAUCUGGGCCCCUCCAUGCUGGACGCGGUGCUGGGCGUCAUGGACGCCGAGCGUCCGGGGGCCGCUGCCGCCAAGCCCGACGCGGACCCCGGCUCCGGGGCGCAGCACCCCAGGGCUCGCUGCCGCCCCAGCGCGGACCUCGAGCUGGACGACGUCAUCGGCCUGUAGGCUCCCGGCUCCCCUGCCUUCCCGCACCCCACUUCUUUAUACAUAAACGACUAAGGUCUG